AUGGAAAUCACAGAGAAAAGUGUCAAGUCUACUGUGUGUAGAGGCUUCUUCAAAUGGAGACAAUUUUUCGAUAGUCUGGAGAACCCCCCCAAGUAUGAUAAAGCAGAGCUAUGUACUUUUGAACUCCACCAUUUUGGUCUGUUGGAGAAUGGAGUGUAUAAGGAAGGCAAAGUAUUGGUGUUGUAUUACCAUGAUCCUACUCAUAACAACGAGCUAGAGAGUGAAGAUAAAGAGCAACAACAGCAUAGUGAGGAUGUUGGCAAUGAAGAGGAAGAGGAAGAGGAGGAAAAAGAGGAUGUUAUUGUUGACAGUGAUUAUGAAUUAAGUGAAGAAGAAAAUGGUAAUAAAGAGGCUGCAUCAAGAGCACAACCAAGGAACGAUGCACCAAAUGUUGAAUAUGCACAAUGUUUUGAAGAGAUGAAUGAAAUGCCUCUUAAUGAAGCUACAGGGGAGAUAUCAGAUGAUGAUGAAGAUAGUGAUCGACUUCCUUUUGAUGGUGAUAGCUCUGGUGGUGACGAAGAUGAGUUUAGAAUUGGAAUACAAUUUGCCAAUAAGAAUGAACUCAAGGAAGCUAUUAGGCAGUAUGCAAUUGUGCAAGGGAGGAAUGUUAAAUUGGUGAAGAAUGAUAAUAAAAGGAUUCGAGCAAAGUGUGUAGGUCACACGAAAUACCCUUUUAUUCUGCUUGCUUCCAAGAUAGACAGAGAUGAGCAGACAUUUGCCAUAAAAACUCUCUCGUUAGAGCAUGAGUGUACUAGAGUGGACAAACUUAAAUAUACAAAUUCAAGGUGGUUGUCAAAAAGAUUUGCUGACAAGAUUAGGAAAAACCCUGGGUGGAAUGUGGGGGCAUUCAAGUCUGAGGUAUUAGAAAAAUACCAUAUGAAUGUUUCAAGGCAUCAGAUUUAUAGAGCAACGAGCUUGUCCAAGGUGAUCAUUGAAGGAAGCUAUGUUGAGCAAUAUGCGAGGCUAUGGGACUAUGCAGAAGAAUUGAAGAAGGCUAACAAGGGCAGCACUGUGAUUAUAAAGAAUAAGAUGAAUGAACCUUACAUAGGGCAAGUUUUAACAGUCAUUGGUGUUGAUGGGAAUAAUGGAAUAUACCCAGUUGCUUAUGCUAUUGUAGAGGUGGAAUCAAAAAACUUAAAAAUUGAGAAUGGGAAAGCUUGGGUGUUUAUGAGUGACAAGCAAAAAGGUCUAAUACCUGCAAUUGAGACAUUGCUUCCAACAACUAAGCACAAAAUGUGUGUUAGGCAUCUCUACAGCAACUUCAAGACAGAGCAUGCUGGCCUUGCACUGAAAAACAUUCUUUGGGCUGCGACAAGAGCAACUAUCAUUCCCUGGUAUGAAGUAGAAAUGGACAAGAUGAAAGAGCAAGAUGAAGAGGCGUGGAAACAUCCAAUUGGCCCUAGGAUUGUCAAGAUUGUUGAGAAGAACAAGUUGGGAGCUAGUCAAUGCAUUCUUAGAUUAGCAGGUGAGAGCAAAUACCAAGAGGCAAAUGUGUUUGACUAUGCACAUGACUGCUAUAAGAAAGAAGCCUACUUGAAUUCAUAUGAACCUAUGCCUGGAAGACCCAAGAAAUCAAAGAACAAAGAACCAGCUGAGGUUGAAGUACCUGCUCCAAUUCCUCCAAACCCUUUGCCCCCAUAUUACAAUCCACCACCUACUAAGUUGAGAAGGAGAGACAUAAUAAGACACGGCAUGCCAACCAAGGGGCAGCACAAGACCUUCCUAAUCAGCCCAACUAAGGAACAUUUGGCUCUUCUACAGUCCAAGGGGCAGCUUAGGCCCAGCCUAAUCAGCCCAACCCAACUAGAGGAAGAGGGAGAGGGAGAGGUAGAGGUUGGAAAUGGGACAGUAGAAAUGCCAAACAAGCCAUCAUCAUCACAACCACUCCCAUCAUCAUCACAGCCACUCUCUUACACUAGAGCUACAUCAUCAUCAUUACAACCACCCAAGUCUCCUGCCAAGAGAUUCAAGUCUCCUGCCAAGAGGCUUAGACCAUGGAUGUUUUGA
This is a messenger RNA of Prunus armeniaca (apricot), 2007 nucleotides long. Lineage: Eukaryota; Viridiplantae; Streptophyta; Magnoliopsida; Rosales; Rosaceae. The record is from the annotation of a GenBank genome assembly.